UUUCCUGGAGAUGAGAGUGUGUGAGCGGAGAUAUAAGAGGAGGAGGAGCGCCGGAUGGAGCACACAUACACACCGCCCGAUCCCGCACUGUGCACAUUAUCCCGAUCCCCCUUGGAUGCAUCGCCCAGUCUGACUCCUCCGGGAUCUCUCCUCCAAUGCGGCUACCGACCAUGUCCGGGAACUUCCUUCUAGCGCCCAUCCCGGAGACCGCCGACUACUUCACCGUCCGGGACAUUAAGAUGGCAGUGAUGGGGGCCGAGGGUGUGGGCAAGACCGCGAUGAUUGUUCGAUUUCUUACUAAAAGAUUCAUUGGAGACUAUGAAAGCAAUACUGGAAACUUAUACUCCAGGCUGGUGGCUGUAGAAGGGGAACAUAUGGCGUUACAGAUCCAGGACACACCAGGCUAUGUUAAGGUGGAAGAUGACGUAUCUCAGGUUGCAGACAUGCUGCGAUUUAUUCAGUCAUCAGAAGGUUUCCUGCUAGUGUACUCGGUCACAGACUUAAGGAGCUACGAGUACAUCCGUCACCUCCACCAGCACAUCCGGAAGGUGCACUCGGAAUCUAAAAUACCCAUUAUUAUUGUGGCCAAUAAAGGGGACCUCCACCAUGUCAGACAGGUGCCUUCAGAUUCUGGAAUCCAGCUGGCCAAUGAACUGGGCUGCUCCUUUGUGGAGAUCUCCACCAGUGAAAACUGUCAGGACGUUUGCGACGUGUUCCAUCACCUGUGUAAAGAGAUCAGCAAACACCAAUCCAGCAGCACUGGAGAGAAGAGGAGAGGCUCUAUGAUGCCACGACCAAAGUCGCCUAAUAUGCAGGAUUUAAAGAGACGGUUUAAACAGGCGUUAUCGCCCAAAAUAAAAGCUUCCUCUGCCAUGGCAUAGAUGGCAUUAUCAACAGGAAAGAGACUGUGUUUUAUUUUUUUUAUUUCAAAAUAAUUUAUUUUUUUAAUGAAUAUUUUAAUGUGUAUAUUGGCAUGCAUACUGCCUAAACCAAAUAUAUAUUUAUUUAAAAAAUA
Molecule: messenger RNA, 1015 nt
Organism: Rana temporaria (common frog)
Lineage: Eukaryota; Metazoa; Chordata; Amphibia; Anura; Ranidae
Gene: RASL11A
Product: RAS like family 11 member A
Exons: 4
Coding region: 156-881 (241 amino acids)
Molecular function (GO): GTPase activity; GTP binding
Source: RefSeq, a predicted model, not a curated record